Molecule: messenger RNA, 4546 nt
Organism: Plutella xylostella (diamondback moth)
Lineage: Eukaryota; Metazoa; Arthropoda; Insecta; Lepidoptera; Plutellidae
Source: RefSeq, a predicted model, not a curated record
UUGCAGAACCGAAUCUUAUUUCAAUAUCUGCACAACCUAUUUUAUAUGAAACGGUUUCAGCCUUUCAGCUAAGUUUCAGUUUUUCACCUUAUUUAAGUAACCUACUUCACGGAGUUUUGUCGAUCGUCUGACAAUACCGACUUUGUUUAUACAGUUUCCAUAACGACAUUGUUUUGUGUAUUUGAAGUAAAUAUUGCUAUUUACUGUAUAAUCAAAGAUUUAAUUAUACGGUUUGAAUUAUUCAGCAAUGGCUACAGCGACCGCUCCUAAUAUUUCUCCAAGAAUAUUUUAUGGGCUACGUACCGAUAUACAAUACAAUGCGCACUACAUCACGGACACCGAGAUCGUGUACCCGGCGGGCGGCGUGCUGGUCAUCCACGACCACCUGCAGAAGAAGCAGAAAUUCAUCAAGCUGCAGGACAAGCAUAAGCCGAUCAAGUCUCUCGUGUUGGCUCCUAACAGACGCUGGCUAGCACUAAACGAAAUAGCAGAAGAGGGACAGAAGCCCAUCAUCACCAUCUACGACCUGACCACCUACAAGCGGCGCAAGAUCCUGACAGUCCCGGAGCUGACAGAGAACCCUACGGCACGCGAGUUCGCCUGCCUGCAGUUCACGUAUGACUCCAAGUACCUGGUGGCCGUGACGGGAGACCCUGACUGGAGCCUGUACUACUACAACUGGGAUAAGGGGAAGGUGGAGAGCCAUGCGAAGGCACAGAACCCGAGCGGGCAGGGGACGGUGGAUAAUGUACAAUGUAAUCCGAACGACGCGACGCUGGUCGUGCUGACAGGGCCCUUCACCUUCCGCAUCAUGAACGUGGCGGAGACGGUCUGGAGGCAGUGGGGCUGGUGCAAGGCGGAAAAUAUGCACAUAACAUCAUGCAUGUGGCUGACGCCAGACCGGGUCAUGUUCGGCACGGCGGCGGGCCGGCUGCUCGUGGUGGACAACGGGGAGCUGCGCGCCUCCUGCGUGUUUACCGCCGCGGAGGUGGUCGAGAUGUCGCUCAAGAAGGUCGAUGUUGAACAGGAGGAGAGUGAGAAGGCGAGCUUGGCGAGCAAGCAGGACACAGCUAGCGAGCGCAGCGCCGGCGCCGCUCCCGAGGCCGCGCCGCUGGCCGACCAGCCCGUCACCUCGCUCGUCAACUUCGCUAAAGGGUUCGCGUUUGCGUGCGGCCCGGGCUACGUGCACAUGUUCGAGAAGGAGACCCCACAUCAUUGGAGGAAGAGAAACGUUUAUCGCAUUUCAAGGAAGUCUUACAAACACACGCGCGAGCACCCGGUGUGGUCCCCGCUGGACUCCGUGAGACACAUCGCGGUGGACCCCCACCAGGAGACGCUGGUCAUCACCACGAUGAGGAAGCAGCUCUACCAUGUGAAGCUGUUCGGACAACACAUGCUACAGAAUCCCGAGAUCCCAUUCCUGGAGCUCGGUCCGGCCAUGCAUCACGGCCGCAUCAACUCUCUGUCCGUCUGCGCGUGGAAGCCCAUCUUCAUGACCUCUGGCGAGGACCGCAGCAUCCGCAUCUGGAACUACAUGACGGAUGAUGUGGAACUGAUCAAGCUGUACCAGGAGGAGAUACACUGCGUCUCGAUGCAUCCUACCGGAUUAUUCGCAAUAGUAGGCUUCUCCGACAAGCUCCGCUUCAUGGUGGUGCUGAUAGACGACCUGGAGGUGAUGAGAGAGUUCCCCAUCCGCAGCUGCGCCCGGGCCUGCUUCAGCUCCAACGGACACCUGUUCGCGGCCGUCAACAACCAAGUCAUACAAGUCUUCUCCUCCGUGUCCUUUCAGAAUAUCUACAACUUGAAAGGUCAUAAUGGAAAGAUAACCUCCCUGGCGUGGUCAUCCGGCGACGGCACGCUGGUGUCAUGCGGCAGUGAGGGCGCCGUGUACGAAUGGAGCCUCGCCACCGGCAGCCGCGCCGGCGAGGUCGUGCUCAAGACCAACCAGUUUACCGCUUGCGCUAUACAGAGCAAUGGCAAGACCAUGUACGCAGUGGGCACCGAUGGCGAAAUCAAAGAGAUCGGGCUCAGCACCAUCAGGAGAAACUUGAGCCUGAUUGGCUGCGCCCUGGACACGUGCGUGCUCUCCCGCUCUGACCUGAUGCUGUUCAUCACCGGCGGAGACGGAGGCGUGUGCAGUGUGCAACUGCCUUUACUUGACAAAGCCAUCUACAACGAGUUCCAUAUGCACAAUAUUAAAGUCACCUGCAUAGCCCUGGCUUAUGACGACCAGACGCUGAUAUCUGUGGCUGAAGAUGCCUCAAUCUGCUUGUGGCGUCUGACCAAUGCCGACGGUAGAGCGAUCGCCUUGGAUAAAGACUUCGCUUAUUCGAAGGAGAUUCUGAUCAGCAAGAAGGAUUUGCAGGAGAAAAUUAAUGCAAUCAACCUGCUGAGCACCCGCAUGAGCGAGCUGGAGACGGAGCACACGUACCAGCUGCGGCAGGCGGAGGCGGCGCACGCGGAGAAGCUGAAGGAAGUGCACGAGGGGUACUGCGCCGCCAUCGACGAGUUGAAGGAGAAGAAUGAGACUAUGGACAACGAUCAUACCCACGAAAUUGGUAUGAUUCAGCAAGAUAUAGCCAAGCUGCGCGCCAGCCACGAGCGCACUCUGCAAGCGUUGGAAGCUGACUUCAACGUUAGACUCAUCGGAGAAUAUGAUCGCUACCAGAACCUUGAAGAUAAAACUGCAAGAAUGAGACAAGAAUACGAAGAUAGGCUGCAAGUACUGGCAGAUAGCAAGCGAGAAGCCCUCAGGGAAUUGAACGAAAUGUUUGAAGCUCAAUUGGAAGAGAAAGAUAUGCUAUUGACGGAGUUACAAGAACAAGCUGAUUCGGAGAAACGUGAGCAUGAAACCAUAAAGUCUUCUAUAGAAGACGAUGCAGACAGAGAGAUUAUAGAAAUCAGGACUGCCUACGAGGUUCAGCUAAAGGAAGAAAAGGAUGCGAAUGUGAGACUAAAGGGAGAGACUGGGCUCAUGAAGAAGAAACUUAUCGCUGCUAAUAAGGAAAUUGAAGAGUUCAAACAUCAAGUUGAACAACUUAAAGCUGAACACAAACAGUUUCUAAAAAUCAUAUCGACGUUAGAGCAAGACGUAAACGAUCUGAAGAAAGAAAUAGCCGAAAGAGAUAGCACCAUACAGGACAAGGAGAAAAGAAUAUACGAAUUGAAACGGAAAAAGCAAGAACUAGAAAAGUAUAAGUUUGUGUUGAAUUUCAAAAUCACCGAGCUGAAAAAUCAGAUAGAGCCGUUAGAACACGAAUUGAAGGCGAAAAAGAUAAGAAUACUCGAGUUGGAGGUGUCCUUAGAAUCUUUGCUUAAGAAAAAAUCAUUCCGUGAGCUCAAAAUCACUCAAUUGCAUGAAAAAUUGGGAUCAGCCAAGAGGGAUUACCUCACCGAAGCGGAUAGAAAUCAGGUGCUGAAGAAUACGUUAAAAAGAAUCAAAAUAGACCUUCACCACAUGACGGCCAACUUCCAGGACCCCAACAAACUCAAACUCAAUGUUAAGGCCCUAUUCCAAAAGUACGUAGAAGACCUGGACUUUAUCCGCGAACGAGCGUCUGAAGACGAGGCGGUGCGUGAGUUCAACCGCCAGAGGGCGCACUUGGAGAAGCAGUGCGCGGCGCUCAGACACCAGCUAGCGCAGAGCCAGGGCGGCGCCAAGACUGAUGUGCACAAGAUUAUGGAUGAGAACUGCACCCUACUCACAGAGAUCAACAGCCUGCGCCUAGAGCUCAAGUCGACGCGCUCGCGCUGCGCCCAGAUGGAGUCGAUCCUGGGCCUGUCGGCGCGCCGCGUGCCGCCCGCCGCCGCGCGCGCGCGCCUCGACCGCGCCACGCACGACCGGGACAGGCUCGAUGACGAGUUUAGACAGCAGAUUGAGGAAAGAGAAUCCCUCAUCGAGGCGCUAAAAGAAGAGAACGUGCGUCUCCUCUCCAAGAUCCGCUGUGCCGACGACCCCUCGCCCGAGGGGGGCGCGGGGGGCGAGCCGCCGCGCGGGGAGGGGGACUCCCCGUCGCCGGGCGACAGAGUCUCGGGGUCUUUCACUACCACCAGGAGCGCGUUUGAAGUUGAAGGCAGCGAGAGUGACGUCACUAGGGAUGAUGUGUAAAGCCGCGUGUCACUGGUCGAUGGUUUGCCGCGUGCAGUCGAUGGUUUAAGGAUAUGGUGAUGGAGGGUGACCGUGAUUUUUAGUAACUAUGCCCUUGGCAGGUGAAUGUAUUCGUCAUAAUGUGCAUACAUUACGGUUGAGUAUGUAACUGUGCUACGAAACAACUAUUUAGUUUUUUUGCUAUUUUAGAGUUGGUCCCAUAAUGAAAGUUGCAUAGGGUGACGAGAACAUUCACUAGCCAAUAAUAGGAUAGUUAUUGAUAAAUCGUGACCCUGCGUAGCUAAGGUAUAAUGCCUUACUGAUAUUUUAAUUAGGGCAAGUUGAUAGUGUAGCUCCCAUUAGAUUUUAUAUCUCUAUUCCUAUCGAAUACUCUAAUUAUGUUAUAAUUUUAUUACUAAGGUGUUCAUAAUAAAAUAUUUCAUGUUUACUCAAAUAUUA